AUUUGGAAUGGGUUUUCUGAGUUUAUUAAAGGUGGCUUCUAUGCCUGUUCUCAAAGUGCUGAUGAUCAGUGCCCUUGGAUCGUUGCUGGCUUUGGAUCAUGCAGACAUCUUGGGGGAGAAUGCAAGAAGGCAUCUAAACAAUAUGGUGUUUUUUGUGUUCAAUCCGGCCCUGGUUUUCAGCAACUUGGCCAGAACUGUUACCUUGGACAGCAUUCUUUUGCUGUGGUUCAUGCCCUUCAACAUUCUUCUCACUUUCAUCUUAGGCUCAAUACUUGGGUGGAUUCUUUUCAAGCUCACCAGGGCUCCUCAGCAUUUGAAAGGCCUAAUCCUGGGUUCUUCUGCUGCAGGAAACAUGGGGAAUUUGCCUGUGAUCAUCAUUCCUGCAAUCUGUUAUGAGAAAGGCAGUCCAUUUGGAGCAGCAGAUGUCUGCCAUACAUAUGGAAUGGUUUAUGCUUCCAUUUCCAUGGCUGUUGGAUCGAUUUGCUUGUGGACUUGUGUCUACAACAUUGUACGCGUUUCCUCAAACAACAACAAGAAUAAGGACAUUAGUGCACAAACCUCAGCAACUUCCAUAGACUGCAAAGGGGAGAGAUCUUACAUGGAUGAUGCAUACCAUGCUCUGCUUCCAUGCCCCCAAGCCACUGACAAAGAAGAAAAGGUUCCCAUAACAUGCCGGAUUAAGAAACAGCUGACAAUGCUUUCAAGAAAGAUGAAUCUGAAAGCUGUGUUAGCACCAUCAACUACUGCAGCGAUUGCUGGAUUCAUUGUUGGAUUAGUGCCUAUAUUGAGAAUGCUACUCAUUGGCACUACUGCUCCUCUUCAUGUGGUCCAUGAUUCUGCUUCUUUACUAGGGGAUGCAGCGAUUCCCGCUGUGACAUUGAUAAUAGGAGCCAACCUAGUCAGAGGAUUAAAAGGGACAGGGAUUCAUCUAUCAGUUGUGAUUGGAAUAGCAGCAAUUCACUACAUAUUCCUGCCUCUAGUGGGCAUUGUGGUAGUCAAGGGAGCAAUCUAUUUCGGUUUGGUGCACUCCGACCCCCUCUAUCAGUUUGUUCUUCUACUGCAGUUUGCACUUCCUCCAGCUAUGAACAUAGGUACUAUCACUCAACUUUUUGGAGCAGGAGAGAGUGAAUGCUCUGUUAUUUUGCUGUGGACAUACGCCUUAGCAUCCAUUUCCCUUACUCUUUGGUCCACAUUCUUUAUGUGGCUAGUUGCUUGAUUUUGAAUGAAUAUUUACUCCUUUCCAAACUAGAGUGUAUGUGUAUCAAAUCA
This is a messenger RNA of Ipomoea triloba (trilobed morning glory), 1269 nucleotides long. Its product is annotated as protein PIN-LIKES 3-like. Gene Ontology annotation, biological process: endoplasmic reticulum to cytosol auxin transport. The record is from RefSeq and is a predicted model, not a curated record. The coding region runs from base 8 to 1216 and encodes 402 amino acids. Lineage: Eukaryota; Viridiplantae; Streptophyta; Magnoliopsida; Solanales; Convolvulaceae. The transcript has 10 exons. Gene Ontology annotation, cellular component: membrane.